This is a messenger RNA of Yamadazyma jaroonii, 2607 nucleotides long. NCBI's taxonomy places the organism in Eukaryota, Fungi, Ascomycota, Pichiomycetes, Serinales, Debaryomycetaceae. The record is from the annotation of a GenBank genome assembly.
AUGACGAUGGAUAAUUUAUAUUUAUGUAUAAAACAGUUUAAUUCACGAUUAGGAGAUGAAUUAAACUUGAAAGUAGGUGACAAAAUCGAAGUUUUAGCUGAUGACUCUGAAUAUAAUGAUGGAUGGUAUAUGGGAAAGAAUCUUAGUACAGGUGAAGCUGGAUUAUAUCCAAAAAGUUUCACUCAAAUACUAGUAACUGAAGGACCACCUCAACCAAAAUUACUUAGGUCAAGAAGUAGAAGAUUAAACAAUUUGAAUAGUCCUAAUUCAACUUUUGAUGAAGAUAGUAGACCAAAUAGUGUUUUAAUAACACCUAAACAAUAUGGAGAAGUUAAUAAAACUAUGGAUGAUAUCGAUAAAGCUUUAGAAGAAUUACAAGUUUCAGUACCAAGCAAUCAAUCAUACCCUCAAGUUAAUGAUGAUUCAAAUGCCAAUAUUUCAAGUAGUUCUAUUAACAAUUCCAAUGGUAAUGAUACUACUUCAGGUACUGUUGAUAGAUCUUCAAUUACCGAUUUAAAUCCUAAAGAUGCUAUAAAUUGGAACCCUUCACAAGUUACUUCAUAUUUUGCUUUAGUUUUAGGUUUCGAUACUAAUAUUGCAGGGAAGUUUUCAAGACAUAAGAUAACAGGAGAAAUUUUAUUCCAAUUAGAUUUAAGUCAUUUAAAAGAAUUGGAUAUUGAUUCUUUCGGUACCAGAUUUGAAAUCUUCAAAGAAAUCGAAAAAUUAAAGAAAUUGUCCAAUGGUUCAAGUGAUGAUAUAAAAGAAACCAAACCUAAUUAUAAUGAAGUCAAAACCCCUCAACAAGUUCAACCAGAUCUUUCAAUGGAAAGAGAUUCAAGAGGUCGAGAUAAUAUCAAAAGUCAUUCACGUCAAAGAUCACAAUCUUUAGAUAAAUUAAAUACUAAUUUCAAAUUCGGUGAACCAACUUUAGACAGACCAGCAUCUUCAAUUUAUGAUUCUGUACAUUCUCAUUCAAGACAACAUUCAAGACAACAACUGAAAGAUGUUGAUUAUUAUCAUAAAAGAAAUUCAUCAGUAUUAUCCAACUUGGAUUACAAUAAUUAUCAUCAUCGUAAGAAUUCUUCGAAAUUUUCUUUUGGUAAAGAAGAGAAAUUGAUUUCUCCUGCCAAAAUAAGGAAAGACCCUUAUGCCAAUGAAGUUGGCCAAGGUUAUGGUCAAAACAAUUCAAGUAAUGGUAAUAUCAACACUAUUGUUAGUAUUAGUGAUAGUACAGGAGAAAGUAAUAAAUCUGAAGAUGUUACACCUAUUGACGACAUUCAAUUAUCACCCAAGAAGAAUUCAAUUUCAAGUCCUAUAGUCACAAGUUUACAAUCCAACAAUUCAUCACCAGCAAUUGAAAAUAAAAACAUUUCAAGAUUUAAGACUUUAAAGACUGCUUCCACUCAAAAUUUCAAAAAUUUCACUAGUUCCAAAAAACUGAAAACUUCAGCAUUCCAAGAAGGUAUUAGAAAUAUCACACCCGAUGAAGCUAUCAAAACAGCUAAUUAUUCCGGUUUUAUGGCUAAAAGAUCAGGGAACAAUUUAUCAUGGCGUUCAAGAUAUUUCACCUUACAUGGUACUAGACUUUCAUAUUUUACCAGUUUAAAAGAUAAGAAAGAAAGAGGAUUAAUUGAUAUAACUGCUCAUAAAGUUAUACCUAUUUCAACUGAGGGUGAAGAUAAAUAUAUUGCAUUAUAUGCAUCAUCCACAGGUUUAGGAAGAUAUUGUUUUAAAAUCGUCCCACCAGCUCCAGGGUUCAAAAAAGGAUUAACUUUCACUCAACCAAAAGUUCAUUAUUUUGCUGUUGAUACAGCUGAUGAAAUGAGAGGGUGGAUGAAAGCUUUGAUGACUUCAACCAUUGAUAUUGAUGAUUCGGUACCAGUAGUUUCAUCAUGUUCAACACCAACAGUUUCAUUAGCAAAAGCUCAAGAAUUAUUAGCCAAAGCAAGAGAAGAAACUAAAUUGAAAGAUAUUGAUAAUGAAUUUAGUGAAGCUCAAUUAACUAAUUUUAUUGGGAAUUAUACUUUAGAUCCAAAUAGCAGUGGAGAAAAUAGUCCUUUAGUUGAAACCAAUGAAGAUAGAUUAAGAUAUCAAGCUAAAAUCAAUAACAGUCAUAGUAAUUUAUCUCAUUAUACUAAUGGAAGUAGUGAUCCAUAUCAAAAUCAUCAAACACACCAAACACCUUUACAACCACCGUUAAAUGUUAAUGUUAACAUUCCAACAUCCAAAACCAUGGAUUCUCCAAAUACUCCAACAUCCCAAUCAGGAUUCGCAUCACCAUACUUAUUGGCCUCAGGAUUAUUAUCACCAAAAAGUGAACUGCAAUCAAGAGUAUCUACCAUUAAUUCCGCUCAACAUCCUCAUCCAACUAAUCGUAUUUCAUCAUCAGCAAGUAUUGGUAAUCAUAGUACAGGUACUAGUAUUAUUCCAAGUAGUGAUCAUGGAUCAAUUCCUGGUAGUAAUAACGGUAGUGCUUUAACAACUCCAGUUGAAAGUAAAGAUUAUUUCGAAGUUAGUCCUAAAAAAAAGAGAGGUAGUGAAAAGUUAAUGGCUUAUUCUAAUGAUGGUAGUGGUAACCAUACUUUUUUUAUCAAACAAAAGAAAUAA